Messenger RNA from Caenorhabditis sp. 36 PRJEB53466, 1384 nucleotides. NCBI's taxonomy places the organism in Eukaryota, Metazoa, Nematoda, Chromadorea, Rhabditida, Rhabditidae. The record is from the annotation of a GenBank genome assembly.
AUGGCCAAUCCCAUUCAGAUGGAGAUGGUGACCGAACUCAAAUUUCCAAAGGUCCGUCUUAUUUCCAUUUAUUCGAUCCGACUAAUUUCAUUCAUUUGCAGCUGAGUUUCUCUCCACUUGCCACCUCGUCCCCAAAAUUGACAAAAAUGCGAGUGCCGAUCCAUGAACGCUCGUUCACGUCUUCUGAUGAAUCGAGCGGAAAUGUGACGAUGCAAGCCGUCGCGGGAGUCGACGAGUCUCAUCUGUGAGGAAUUUAUCGCUGAAAUGAAUACUAAAUAUAACAUUCAUUUACAGUGAAACAUCAAAAGUUUUCGAAGGAUCCUCAACUUCUUUACACACGGCAAUCGAGUAUAUUUUUCCGGAAGCUCUGCAGAAUAAGAAAGCCGCAUUCCAUCUGACACGUGAAAAUCUGCGAACUGCUAUCAUUCAUCGGAAGAUGGAGGACGAAACGCUCACAGAAGAUGAUGUCAUUUUCUAUGCAACAGUGGUAUAAAAUACUUCUCCCUUGACUUCGUAAUCUUAACUGCUACAGGUUACUGAAAGAAUCUUGUGGUCCAACUGCCGAAUCUGGAACGGAUCGAUUUCACUCUCAUCGGAAGACACCAUUGAAGAAGUUGUGGAUUUCGCAUGCGAUAACUGGUAUAUGAGGUGCGAACAUACAUGGAAUAAUCCGUAAAAUGGUCCGAUUCAGCAACACCGUGCAACUUUGCGUCGGCGAGCUACGACUCGUCGACGAAAACGACAACUUCGACUGGAAUGCAGUUGCCACGUACUGUUACGACAAGGGAAUGCCAUAUUCGAUUAUCCAGCGCAUUUUCACUAAAAAUCUUGUUCGCAAAACCACGGGCGACUGUUUAGACAUUGCCGAGAUGGUUUGGGUUAUUUUUGCAAUCGUGGGGACUGACGAGCAGCAGACAUUCGAGUACUGGUUCCGCGUUCUUGACGUUCAGUGCACUGGAGUGCUCUCUUUUACUGAUCUUCAUGAAUUCUACGAGGAUAUCACUGAAAUUCUGGCGGAUAAAAAUGUUACUUCGCUGCCGUUCGAUAGUGUGAUUGCCCAAUACUGUGACAUUCUCAAUACAAACAAAUGGACGCUGCAGUCGUUUAAAAAGAAUGCGCUAAUCUCCGGAAGAGUCAUCAACGGAUUCGUGAACGCUUAUCGCUUCUUGGAGCAGGAAUUGGACGAAAGUGAGUCAUUGUGUCAAAGAUUACAUGAUUACAAGAACUGCUUUCAGAAGUGAAUGCGGAACGCGUCGACGACGAAAACUUCGGAGAAGGAAAGCGCACCAAAUGGCAACGACUGAUUGACCACAAGUACGACAAGUACUACCUGUCUCGAAGCACGUCCUCGGCAUCUAAUAGCUCGGAUCUAUCCGAUCCGUGA